Messenger RNA from Oncorhynchus masou masou (cherry salmon), 871 nucleotides. RefSeq names its product adhesive plaque matrix protein-like. Lineage: Eukaryota; Metazoa; Chordata; Actinopteri; Salmoniformes; Salmonidae. The transcript has 3 exons. Bases 1 to 747 code for a protein of 248 amino acids. The record is from RefSeq and is a predicted model, not a curated record.
AUGGAAGGCUGGAGUAGAUGUGGGACCUCAUGUCUGCGCUCUAGACACCUCAGGUCUCAGAACGCCCUGUCUCAGCCCCGCUACCCUCCUUGGUACCUGACAGAGAAACAGCUGGAACAGACCCUGUCUCAGCGCUGCUACCCUCCUUGGUACCUGACAGAGAAACAGCUGGACCAGACCCUGUCUCAGCCCCGCUACCCUCCUUGGUACCUGACAGAGAAACAGCUGGACCAGACCCUGUCUCAGCCCCGCUACCCUCCUUGGUACCUGACAGAGAAACAGCUGGACCAGACCCUGUCUCAGCGCUGCUACCCUCCUUGGUACCUGACAGAGAAACAGCUGGACCAGACCCUGUCUCAGCCCCGCUACCCUCCUUGGUACCUGACAGAGAAACAGCUGGACCAGACCCUGUCUCAGCGCUGCUACCCUCCUUGGUAUCUGACAGAGAAACAGCUGGACCAGACCCUGUCUCAGCCCCGCUACCCUCCUUGGUACCUGACAGAGAAACAGCUGGACCAGACCCUGUCUCAGCGCUGCUACCCUCCUUGGUACCUGACAGAGAAACAGCUGGACCAGACCCUGUCUCAGCCCCGCUACCCUCCUUGGUACCUGACAGAGAAACAGCUGGACCAGACCCUGUCUCAGCCCCGCUACCCUCCUUGGUACCUGACAGAGAAACAGCUGGACCAGACCCUGUCUCAGCCCUGCUACCCUCCUUGGUACCUGACAGAGAAACAGCUGGACUAGAGCCUAUAGCAGACAGCUUCAGGACCCGCCUCAAGGACCGGGUCAGGAUGGAGCCGGCGGUGGAGUCCCAGCAGGACCAGGGGACAGGGGGGAAUCUGGGGACAGGGUGCAGGCACAGAGAGAU